AUGACACUCAACGUUCAUUCACCUAAGCACGUGUGGAGAGAUGAUGACAAAAUCCUCCUUGCAUUGCUGUACAAGUUUUAUGAGAUUUCGAGUCAAGACUUGGCUAAGAUCUUCAACACGCUCAUUACGGAUCGACUUGUUCAUGAAGGAUUCAAUGAUGGACUCACAUCCACAGCACUUAUGGCACAAAUUCGAGAUCUCAAACGGUCGCGUCGCGGAGCGGAAUUUCAAAGAAUUCAGUCUAUGACAAUGAAUUCUGCAAGAACUAGCUAUCGUCUCUAUCGUGAUAGCAUCGAGGAUACCGCUUACAAUCUCCGAAUCAUACUCAAUCUGCGUGUUCCGCCACCAGAAGAAGUGACACCCGCGAAGCGCCUGAGUCCCACACCAACAGCUCUUCAUGAGUCUGAAGAUGAGGUCGAAAGUCCCCGGAAAAGACGAAGAGUGCGGCAAAUCCUCAAAGCAAGAACAUCAUCAGGGCCAAUCAGAAGGUCAAAGUAUUUUCAAAAAUUGUCCACUCCCGCUUCACCAAGUUCAGCCUCGUCUUAUUCAGAUUCAGAUUCUUCGGGAAGUUGGUGUACCGCGGCUAAUUCCGACCGCACCGAAUUCCAAACUCCAGAUGAACAUUUUCCAGAGUCGUCGGCUAGGAUCCCGCCGCUAUUAAGGAUCAACUUCGACAACGAGAAGAGGAGUGCAGCGAGACGACCACGACUGUUGUUUCGAGCAUUUGACGCCAAGCAUGGGUUUAAAGCUCGACGCUUUUUGGACUCAUCAGUAGCUGCACCGCCAGAGCCAGAGAGUCAGGAGUUCAGUGACGAAGUCCUCCCACAUCUCACAACUGACCGACGCCAUUUGUCUCCAUUUCUGUCAUGGACUGAAAAUCCAGAAAGAGCCCUUAAGCUUCUGGUCAAGAACAGCGAGACUCCACGUUGUCUCGCCAUUUUUGAUUAUAACGUGAUGGAAAGGGAGCUUGAAAACAGACACGGAAAAUGGGCUGGCCCAUGGGCCGUUCCUCCCAUUUGCAGACAUUUUGGAUUUGAUGUCCUUCCAAAGGUCUCCGAUAACUCUCAUUCUAACCAGGUCGACAAAACCCAUAGUUAUACUGGCACCGGGGAAUUUCUAAGUUGGGGUUGUGUCGAGUCCGAACCCGUGGCUAUCAUUGAUUACGCGACGGCGCACCAACUAUGGGGAAUGAUGAGAUACAUGAAGAAGACCACUGGCAUUGGUUUCACUUCCGGGAAAAGUCUUGCUAAGUGUCUCCACGGUGUUCGCGAGGUAUACAAAGAGGUGGUAGCAUACAAACUUCUACGCAGUUUCAAGAUUUCAGGCUAUGAGAAAGGGCCUCACGGUAUCGAGUACGAGAAUUUCAUUGAAGGAGUCUAUGGAACAGAUCCUUGGUCUGAAAUUAGAGCUUCAACGAAAAAGUGGCAAUCGAAAUUAACCAACCCCGAAGCAGAGCGAGAGACAUCCGAUGAAGACUGCAAGGAUGCUCCCAGAAAUCACAGCAAGCUCCAGCUCAAAUCGAACCUCGACCAAAUACGGAAAUUCACAUUCACAGACCCUCCUCGACAGAAUAACGGUAUCAUCGUUGAAAUCCAAAACCCAGCAAAACUCAAAAAGAACUUCCCAAAUGAAAAAUCAAUCCAGCCUCUGAAUAUCAACGACAAGACCCGAGAUCCUUGUACUGGCAUUGGAGGGAAAAUCUCUCCCCAGUUUAAGCUUACCAUGGAACCACAGCCAGCAAAGCUAAAGGAAUCAAAUGUCAAUCCUGCCAUCCCAACGAGCACUUGGAGUAAGAAGCCAAACGAAACACCAGUUUCGGGGAAAGAGGACUUGAAUGACGAUGAACCGAUCAUCAUCGCCACCACGACGCGGCGCCAUGAGCGCACUCGAACCCGUGCCAUGCCCACAAUUCGAAGCCCAAGCGUUUCUGAGACAGUUGUCAUUAAUGAAAGCAGGUGGAGAUGA
Messenger RNA from Rhinocladiella mackenziei CBS 650.93, 1965 nucleotides. RefSeq lists its product as uncharacterized. NCBI's taxonomy places the organism in Eukaryota, Fungi, Ascomycota, Eurotiomycetes, Chaetothyriales, Herpotrichiellaceae. The coding region runs from base 1 to 1965 and encodes 654 amino acids. The transcript is spliced from 3 exons. The record is from RefSeq and is a predicted model, not a curated record.